Fonsecaea erecta is the source of this 1971-nucleotide messenger RNA. RefSeq lists its product as hypothetical. Lineage: Eukaryota; Fungi; Ascomycota; Eurotiomycetes; Chaetothyriales; Herpotrichiellaceae. The transcript has a single exon. The record is from RefSeq and is a predicted model, not a curated record. The coding region runs from base 1 to 1971 and encodes 656 amino acids.
AUGGUCUUUAUCUCGGUACCAGCGACUCGAUUGGGCCCCAUGCCUCUCCUCUUCGUCAAUAAAGACGCGAGCAACUUGGAAAGAACUUCUGCAGAAGCCUUUGCUAUUGGUUCCCACAUAUCAAAGACACAUCGCAAGUGGUUGAAAUGCCAGCGGCUCAAACAAAUUGAAUAUCCCGACAGAUCGAAGGAGGAUUGUGUAUACUUCGGGGCUUCCAAGUCUGGACACCGUGUAGCCUCACCAUAUCAACAUCUCGGAUCUGAACUUGGUCUUAACGCCUACGAGGGAGACAGUUACGGCGCACAUCCCACCCACAUUUCGCAAGGCGGCGCAGUGCUUCAAGCAAGAAGAGGCUUGGAAGAAAACACAGGGCCAACAAAUACGCCCGCAACCAGUCCUUCCUCAUCGAAGACACUGGCGAACCCGAAAGAUCAGAUUUGUAAGGCGCCACCACUCCUUCGACCAAAUCUCCCUUUUGAACCCUUUUCUGCUUCAGUGGUCCCCAUGACAGCCACGAUUCGAGAAUUGCUGUCAUUGGCACAGUGUUUUCACGUCUUCUCGGCUUGGCCUGUCAAGAUGAGCAAAAUCCUUCGCGAUCAACUAACGCAAAGCUUUGAAGAUCAUCUAUCCAUUGCUAUUUCAGACGAAGGAGAAAUGAAUGCCCUGCUUGCGGCAGGUUAUUACGCUAAGUCGCUUAUCUAUCCCGCGGAACGGACCGUCUGUUUCAACAAAGCCCUAGAGCACAAGACGAAGACUUUGACGAUUUUGCGCCAAAGUAUUCAACGAGCGGAUCAGGACCAGGGCAAAGUGUUCAUGCUUAUCCGGCUGCUUGUAGCAUUGGAUUUCUUCUCCGAGGACUACGAGGCCGCUCGACUACACCAAGGCGCCAUCAGAAAGAUGGUCUCACAUGAAUUGCCAUCAUUGAAAGCUCGACAGGAGAUGCUUUCUAUCAGCGACGUGUGGAUUUCUACUGCGUUGCUACGACACACGGAAUUUCAUGUUGAAAAUUGGGACCCGGGGCCGCGGAAGCUCCAGCCCUUUGAUGAGGUGCUUCAAGCCGCGAAUACAGCCGCUACUGGGUGGGAAGCAUCCAAAAUAAGAGAAGGAAUUGCAGCAGUCACAUCAGACGCCUCAACCACGUCACAACCAAUACCUAACAAGUUCCUUCAGCACAUCCUGGGCGACAUCCGCGAACUCGUGACAGCCAAAGUUCUGCUCACAGACAUUCUGCUGGAGGAAAAUGUGCUCCGCUAUGAGGUUGUUUUGUGGCUUCAUAGGCGUGGGACUGCCCUAAUUGGACGACUCAUCAACUUCUUUAUGGACACUACGCUCUCCUCAUGCCAGGAUCCGGACAGCCUGCUGAAUGUGACGGUGGCCCUGGGGAUGGUUCUGUUCUUGGGAGCCGUGUUCGGCGAUGUCCCGUGCCCACAAAUCCCUCUGGGACGAGUGGCUGGUGUCUUCGGCGAGAAGGUCAGGAAGCUCUGGGGAAGAACGGUACGCGGAGAGGCAGAGGCUGAUGCAGAUCUGUUGCACUGGUUGCUCCUUUUGUGCAGUUUUCAUGGGCACAGAAUGAGGUGCACCGACGACAGUAACGGCAAAGCGAGCGACGAGGGAAAUGAGCAGACGCGUGACUGGGUGGCCACCACGAUUGAGUUCUGGUGCCUCAUGGCGGAUCCGAAUACAAUCACGGGGAUCUCGGAUGGCCGCACACCACAGAGCGCGGGCUGGGAUGAUCCCACUGCGGAUUUGCGGAGGCGCCUGAAGAGGAAGUUCCUGUACCUGGAGGGAGAGAUGGACGAGUACCUGAAAAUGCUGCUGGAAUGCUUUGGGCGUCCUGGAGACAGCACAUAUCUUCAACUGUUUCACCCCGAUCAGCAGGAGAACAUGGUGACGGUGGCAGAUCAGAACUCGGGUGCAGGGACUGAAGCAGGCGAAAUUCAGGAUUUGACAAUAAUCAACCGAACACCGUGA